Molecule: messenger RNA, 627 nt
Organism: Zingiber officinale
Lineage: Eukaryota; Viridiplantae; Streptophyta; Magnoliopsida; Zingiberales; Zingiberaceae
Product: polyphenol oxidase A1, chloroplastic-like
Exons: 4
Coding region: 1-627 (208 amino acids)
Molecular function (GO): oxidoreductase activity
Source: RefSeq, a predicted model, not a curated record
AUGCCAGAUAUUUUUGUGGAAUCGUGGAUUCUUGGCACCGUAAGGGACUUCAAGCUCUCGCCGCAGUCAUCCCCCCUCUGCGUCCGCCCCGCCGCCCACCUGUUCGACGCCAACUACCUGGCCAAGUACACCAAAGCCAUCGAGCUCAUAAGGGCGAAUGUCCACUGCGCUUACUGCCACAGCGCCUAUGAGCAGAUCGGCUUCCCCGACUUGGAGAUCCAAGUCCACAACUCGUGGCUCUUCUUGCCGUGGCACCGCUUCUACCUCUACUUCUACGAGAGGAUCCUUGGGAAACUCAUCGACAACGAGACCUUUACACUUCCCUUCUGGAACUGGGGCGCGCGAGCACUGGAGGGCAUCCAAAUGCCCUCCAUCUACAUUAAAAAGUCUUCAUCACUCUAUGACAAGUUACGCAUAGCCUGGCACCAUCCGUCGGCCCUUGUUGACCUCGACUUCAACAGGGAUGACCCUGGCUUGCCCUAUGAGCAACAAGUCGACCGCAACCUCAAGAUCAUGUACCACCAGGUGAUCUCCAGAGGCAAGAUGUCGUUUCUGUUCAUGGGCUCGCCGUACUGCGCCGGCGACAAGACCACCGAUGACGACAGGUCUUUGGAGAAAGUUCCAUAG